Molecule: messenger RNA, 746 nt
Organism: Purpureocillium takamizusanense
Lineage: Eukaryota; Fungi; Ascomycota; Sordariomycetes; Hypocreales; Ophiocordycipitaceae
Gene: RPS13
Product: ribosomal 40S subunit protein S13
Exons: 4
Coding region: 87-542 (151 amino acids)
Biological process (GO): translation
Cellular component (GO): cytosolic small ribosomal subunit; ribosome; nucleolus
Molecular function (GO): small ribosomal subunit rRNA binding; structural constituent of ribosome
Source: RefSeq, a predicted model, not a curated record
CACAACCCCAACGAGAUCUUGCAACUUUGCGACCGAGCGACGCUACAGCAACUUCUCACCCUCAGCACCACCACAGCACCGACAACAUGGGCCGUCUUCACAGCAAGGGAAAGGGCAUUUCUGCCUCCGCGCUCCCCUAUUCGCGCUCCGCGCCGGCGUGGCUGAAGACCACCCCUGAGCAGGUCGUCGAGCAGAUCUGCAAGCUCGCCAGGAAGGGCGCUACUCCUUCGCAGAUUGGCGUUAUCCUGCGAGACUCCCACGGCGUUGCCCAGGUCAAGAUUGUGACUGGCAACCGCAUUCUCCGAAUCCUCAAGUCGAACGGCCUUGCUCCCGAGCUCCCUGAGGAUCUGUACAUGUUGAUCAAGAAGGCUGUCGCUGUCCGCAAGCACCUCGAGCGCAACCGCAAGGACAAGGACUCCAAGUUCCGCCUCAUUCUCAUCGAGUCCCGCAUCCACCGUCUCGCCCGCUACUACAAGACCGUCGGCGUGCUGCCCCCUACCUGGAAGUACGAGUCGGCCACCGCCAGCACCAUUGUCGCAUAAAGGGCGAACAAUUGGAGAAGGAAUGCUGCACCCGGAGGAGAGCGGUGAAAACCCUGGUCUCGGAGUUGGGGGAAACUUUUACGGAAAACCUGCAUUUAGAGAAGCAUGAUGCGUGUUUCCAUGGUCUGCAAGGCCGAGAAGUAGUCCACAGGCCCAUAAUUGAAGGCCCCUGGCUACAAUCAAAGUGUCCCGUUACUCUCGUUG